Molecule: messenger RNA, 1806 nt
Organism: Trachemys scripta elegans
Lineage: Eukaryota; Metazoa; Chordata; Testudines; Emydidae
Gene: CIBAR2
Product: CBY1 interacting BAR domain containing 2
Exons: 9
Coding region: 119-976 (285 amino acids)
Biological process (GO): cilium assembly
Cellular component (GO): ciliary basal body; ciliary transition zone
Source: RefSeq, a predicted model, not a curated record
CCAGGCUGGGCGUGCCACCUGUGCCGGGUCAGGAGCAGCUGUGCUUUUGGUGGGUCCCUCUGCAGCCAGAACUAGUGUUACUGCUCGGUGAUAGAAAGGCCGGCCCAUUCCUGCAGCCAUGAACAUCGUCCUUUCCAGAGAUAGCCAAGUGAGGAUCAUGGAGAACACAGUAGCCAACGCAGAGAAAUAUUUCGGCCAGUUCUGCACGCUGAUGGCCUCCUACGCCAGGAAGACAGCCAAGCUGCGGGACAAGUCAGAUCUCCUGGUGAAGCAGCUCAUCGACUAUGCGAACACCGAGAACCCUGAGCUGCGAAGCACCAUGAAGAACUUUGCUGAGGAGCUGGCCAAAGUGCAGGACUACAGGCAGGCAGAGGUGGAGAGACUGGAAACGAAGGUUGUGGAGCCACUGAAACGGUACGGAGUCCAGCUCAAGCAGACACAGGCAGAGAUCAAGAGGUUCAACAAAGUCCGAAACAAUGAGAUAAAGCAACUGGAGAAACUGGAGAGACUGCGGCAGAAGUCGCCCUCAGACCGACACACACUCUCCCAGGCUGAGUCAAAUGUGCACAAAGCCUCAGUAGACGCCAGCCGCACCACCCAGCAGCUCGAGGAAACCAUCGACGAGUUCCAGAAACAGAAACUGAAAGACAUCCAGAAGAUUUUCUCGGACUUUGUCACCAUCGAGAUGGUUUUCCACGCCAAGGCUCUCGAGGUCUAUUCCAGCGCCUUCCAAAACCUGGACAAUUAUGACUUCGAAAGAGAUAUGGAGGAUUUCAGAGCGAAGAUCCACAUUGCUUCUGGAAACUACGAUGCCAGGCCAAUGAGCGCCACACACCCUUCCUCCACCCUGCCAUGGUCCGCCAACAGCCAGAGCGUUCGGAGCACUCUACAGAGGCAAGAAGACAGUGAAGAAGACUCUGAAGAGAACAUAGUGCAGGAUUUCAGCAAUCCAGAAUAUGCACGGAUUAGACGGUAAUUGGACAGUGGGAUUAACCAGCCACACUCAUGAGAGCUGGAUGUAUUUAUUCCUAAUUCCACUGUAUCUACCCUUAUUGAACCUUAGAUUUUCCAUGAAUGCAAGGAACUCCCAAUGAGGUUCUUAAGCCAUUUGGAGCCUAUGUAAAUGCAUUGUUCCCAAGCACUGAGGUGGCUCUAAUUCGGAGACUGAUUCUUAGUACUAGAGGGGAACCAAAAGGCUUAUUUGCAAGUUGAACAUCCUCUGGGAAAGCAUGCGGGGUGGACUGUCUGUUGGCAUGACUCUGUGUUAUUACAAACCAGCAACAGACCUCAGGUUACAUGACAUCGUGCAUGUACAUCAUGCACUGAACGAGUGAGUUCCAUAUGAACAAACAAAACUCGCUGGCUGAAGUUUGGGAAAGCAAACUUGUACCCAACUCCCAGGAACAGUAUCCUCUGGGGGAUGCAUCUCCCACAACUGGGUGGGAUUUCUGAAGAAACAAAACCCUCAUCUAUCUACUCAAAAUAGCCACUUUAAAGGCAGGUAUGAAUCUCUCACCAAUCAGAUGAGUAAGAAUCACAGCUCACUUCCAACUAAUGUAUGUCGUCUUCUUUACGGAGUUCUGUCUAUAAGUCUUUCCAAUGGGCACAUCCCAGUAGCAUGCAGGAUACCAAUGUUACACUGUAGGAUAUUGAUGAUGUCAGAAGUAUAAUUUCAUUUUCCCACUACUUUAAUUUUACCUACUGAUUAAUUAAGAGUGUAAAUAUGGUUAGCUCAGAGGGCGUUACCAUGUAGUUGUCAGUCAUUCGCUCUUUGCCGUAAUUGGCUAUUUCCAUGUGACAUAAUAA